Messenger RNA from Chenopodium quinoa (quinoa), 1240 nucleotides. RefSeq names its product petal death protein-like. Gene Ontology annotation, molecular function: catalytic activity. The record is from RefSeq and is a predicted model, not a curated record. The transcript has 7 exons. The coding region runs from base 104 to 1012 and encodes 302 amino acids. Lineage: Eukaryota; Viridiplantae; Streptophyta; Magnoliopsida; Caryophyllales; Amaranthaceae.
AACAAGAAUAUAUAUUUAUACAUAAAAGUAUAAAACAUAAACUACUAUAUCAUCUUUAAACUACAAAAACUCCAAAAACUUCAAGUGAUCAAAUUUCAUACAAAUGGGUUCUAUUGAUGCUAACAACGUGGCUCAGGGCAACACUACAAUGCACCGCCUUAUCGCGGAGGAAGGACCGGUGUUGAUGCCGGGUAUUCAAGACGCUUUCUCGGCUGCUAUUGCUGCCAAAACUGGUUUUAAGGCUUGUUUUGUCUCUGGCUUUGGUGUUUCCGCUGCACUACUUGGCUUGCCUGACUUUGGCUUGCUCACGACAACGGAAGUUACUCAAGCUACUCGUAGAAUAACAGCUGCUGCACCGGACUUGUGUGUCAUUGUUGAUGGAGACACUGGUGGUGGUGGUCCUCUUAAUGUACAAAGGUUCAUUAAAGAGUUGAUCGGAGCUGGUGCUAAGGGUGUUUUUCUAGAGGAUCAAGUGUGGCCGAAGAAGUGUGGUCAUAUGCGUGGCAAGAUGGUUGUACCUGCAGAAGAGCAUGCACUCAAGAUAGCAGCAGCAAGAGAAGCCAUUGGAGAUGCUGAUUUUUUCCUGGUAGCUAGGACUGAUGCACGGGCACCCCACGGUCUUCAAGAAGCUAUUAGACGCGCAAACCUUUACAGAGAGGCUGGGGCUGAUGCCACCUUUGUUGAGGCACCAGCUAACAUCGAGGAGCUCAAAGAGGUUGUUAGGGAUGUAAAAGGAUUGAGGAUUGCUAACAUGAUCGAAGGUGGAAAAACUCCCUUACAUACACCGGCAGAGUUCAAGGAACUCGGCUUCCACUUGAUUGCUCAUUCACUCUCAACAAUCUAUGCUACAACCAAAGCUUUGGUUGAAAUCAUGAAGGUUCUUAAAGAGAAGGGUACUACUAGGGAUGAUUUGGACAAGAUUGUUACUUUCUCUGAGUUCAAUGAAAUGAUCAGCUUGGAGUCCUGGUAUGAGAUGGAAUCAAAGUUCAAGAACUUCAUCCCUAAAGCUUGAUUAUGUGCCAAAAUAUGGGAUUGACCUAUAUAAGCUCGAAGUCAUAACAUAUCAUACCAGAUCAUAUACUUUGUUAUCACUUGUUUACUAUUGUUUAAAUUAUGAAUUUAGUAUUGUUGCUUGUUUGAUUUCAUUACAGUUUACGAGUUGUACUCGUGCAGCAAUGAGUUGAAAUGUAAUUUUUCUUCCUACUAUCAAAAAAAAAUAAAGUAAUUUAUUGCUACCAAA